UAGAUUUUCAGUAACCGCAGUGCUCCAGCCACACCCAAACAAAACAUACAGCAGGAAGCAGUGCAGACAAGACAGGACACCAGGAGCAUGGACGUGACCUGUGAAGAGCAGCGGGCAGACAACCUUCACGCAACGUUGACGCUCAGUGGAGUCCCACACAUCUGCCAUGUUUAUUUACAUGGCGCACGGCGUCCUACGUGGACGAUGUCAGUAACAGAUGGCCUCCGCAAUACAUGGGCACACCAUUUUGACGUUGCAUCUCUGAACCAACACCGCACCGCGUGUCGGAUCGAUAGCUGGCGUGUAUAUUUUGAAACAAUUCGGAAGGCGUUCGUGGCGGAGAGAGAUGUGCACAUCGCGCUCGGUGGUUCUGGUCAAUGCAUCGUCAAAAUUCAACGACCUGGCGCGAGUGAUGAUCUUGUGUAUCAGCUUGAAACGCUUCAUGGGGACGAUGCAGUACGACAGGUCCAAGCCGUCCUGCUGCGAAUGGCGGAGGGAACGUCCAGUCCUCUGUACAACAAGACAAUGGAUAGCUUACACGACUGUCGGCGGCAACUGCUGGCUGCCCAGCAGCAGGCAGCGUCGUCAACGCUGGACACUUCCUUUGAUGAGGACUACACAGCGACACUGGGCACCUACGCAGCAGAUACACACGAAGACGACGACAACGAUGAGGGGGAUCACGCGUCCAAACGCGCGCAUACUUCAGCACCGGCACGCAAAGGCGGAUACAGGAACUUGCUCAACCCCAGCGACCGCAGGAGGGGCAAGGCGACGGGAGUUCAAUUUGACAACACAUCAUCAGACUCUGACUCUGAUUGAGGGUGCCGCUGUGACGUUUUUACAAUAGUCAUCCCAUGAAUGAUGUCAUGUGGUGUUGAUUGCGCUGAAGCUCCAACUCACACGAACACAUGUACACUCCAGUGUGUCCCUCCCGCUCUCUGUGCCAUCUUGUGCCAGAGCCGCUUUCCGUCUCGACUUUUGCGCAUGCUUGCUUGCUCUCGUUCUUGUGUAUGCAACAAGGGCCUAACGAACCAUAGCGAGACUGAGAAAAAUAGCAAAGAAAGCAAAACUGGAAAGCAUAAAAAUGUG
Molecule: messenger RNA, 1092 nt
Organism: Salpingoeca rosetta
Lineage: Eukaryota; Choanoflagellata; Craspedida; Salpingoecidae
Exons: 10
Coding region: 88-822 (244 amino acids)
Source: RefSeq, a predicted model, not a curated record